This is a messenger RNA of Lutzomyia longipalpis, 1615 nucleotides long. RefSeq names its product general transcription factor IIH subunit 2 (gene Ssl1). Gene Ontology annotation, molecular function: zinc ion binding. Gene Ontology annotation, cellular component: transcription factor TFIIH core complex; transcription factor TFIIH holo complex. Gene Ontology annotation, biological process: DNA-templated transcription; nucleotide-excision repair; regulation of transcription by RNA polymerase II. The transcript has 2 exons. The record is from RefSeq and is a predicted model, not a curated record. The coding region runs from base 153 to 1367 and encodes 404 amino acids. Lineage: Eukaryota; Metazoa; Arthropoda; Insecta; Diptera; Psychodidae.
UUUUCUGAAAAAACUUUUCGGCGCAUGACUCUGUUUUGUAAUUCAUCCAAGAAAAAAUAAAACAAUUUCGCAUAGUUCGGCAAGAAGGGGAGAUUUUCUUAUUAUUUGAAGUUUUCCCAAGGUUAGGCAUCCAAAGAAGGGAAGAUUAAACCAUGGCUGAUGAUGAGGAUCCGAAAGAAUAUCGCUGGGAGACAGGAUAUGAGAAGACUUGGGAGGCAAUUAAGGAGGAUGAGCGAGGUCUUUUGCAAGGUUCCGUGGCGGAGAUCAUCCAGAAGGCCAAACGGAAGCGCCAGGCUGAGAAAAAGGGGCGCUUGGGGAUGAUGCGGCAUGUCUAUGUGAUUGUGGAUUGCACGGAGAAUAUGGGAACGCAGGAUUUGAAGCCAACACGACUCGUGUGCACCAUGAAGCUGCUUGAGGUGUUUGUGGAGGAGUUCUUUGAUCAGAAUCCCAUCAGUCAGAUGGGAUUUAUCGUGCUCAAGAGUAAGCGGGCUGAGAAGAUUUCGGAUCUUACGGGGAGUAGCCGGAAGCACAUUAAAGCAAUCCGGGGAUUGGCUAAUUUAUCCCUUAUUGGGGAACCUUCACUGCAGAAUGGUUUGGAUUUUGCCCUGAAGACGCUGAAGAUGGUUCCGGCGCAUGCUAGCAGGGAGAUUAUUGUGAUUAUGGGAAGUUUGACAACGUGUGAUCCCACGGAUAUUCACGUUACCAUUGAUGGGCUUCGUGCUGAAGGGAUACGUUGCUCGGUUAUAAGUCUUUCGGCAGAGGUACGAAUCUGCCGGUACAUGACGCGAGAGACUUCCGGGGUGUACAGUGUUAUCCUCGAUGAUGCUCACUUCCGGGAUCAGCUGUUGCAGCAUGUGGAGCCACCACCAGCAGCCAGAACUCAAGAGAAUUCCCUCAUAAAGAUGGGCUUUCCACAUGGACGUGCGGAGGAGGGCAAAGAUCCCGCCCUGACGCUCUGUAUGUGUCACCUGGACAGCACCGAUGAUCCGAGUCAUCUCUCCGUGGGUGGCUAUCAGUGUCCACAGUGCCUCAGCAAGUACUGUGAGCUUCCCAUUGAGUGCAUUACGUGCGGUUUGACGCUCGUCUCAGCACCCCAUCUGGCACGUUCGUACCAUCAUCUCUUCCCUGUGGCACGUUUCCGGGAAGUUGAAUGGCACGAGCAGGCGGAAUCCUGCUAUGCAUGCCAGAAGAUCUUCGCAGAGCCGCAGGAUAAGCUAAUUUAUCAAUGCGAAACGUGUGAGAUGUUCUUCUGCACGGACUGCGACAUUUUCAUCCACGAUGAUCUCCAUUCGUGCGUUGGGUGCUGCACACUUCCGGCAACAGUUGCCAGCCUGCAGCAGGGUGCCUUCGGAAGGGCACAGCACUGAAAUUCUCAUUUCCGGGAAGCUCAAACCUUCCCCAAUUGUACAGAGAAAAAAAUAUCCGGGAAGCGUGAAAGCAGCAUAAGCACGAUGAUGCAUUUGUAGAGCAAAUGCUGCAAAGCCCGUAAAGCCGCCUAAAGCAUUUCCCGCCAAAAAAUUGAGGUUAAAAGCUACUAAAAAGCGUCUUUCAUGUUGAGAUAAUUGAAAAUAUGAAUGUUUUACGCAUUUAAGAAAUAAAUAAUUUAUAAGGACGA